GGCCAUCGGAACUAACCCCCUCUCAGGCUCCCUCCCGGCCGCCCUUGCAUCGCUGCCUCUCCUGCAAUACCUAGCUCUGGGCGGCAACCAACUAACGGGCGUCAUCCCUCCGUCCAUUGCUGGGCUCUCUGCGCUCACCCAACUCAACCUGGCCGGCAACAACCUCACAGGCUCCAUUCCCCCCGCUAUAACCUCAAUAAGCUUAGUGUCAU
Molecule: messenger RNA, 212 nt
Organism: Closterium sp. Naga37s-1
Lineage: Eukaryota; Viridiplantae; Streptophyta; Zygnematophyceae; Desmidiales; Closteriaceae
Source: the annotation of a GenBank genome assembly